AUGUCCACCUUUGACGGAUUUGUCUCCGAAUUCCCCGACAUUCAGAUCGAUUACUUCCGCAAAAGUCCCGAACGGCAACCGUUGGCCUGCUUCCUGAGCCAUGUCCAUAGCGACCAUCUACAGGGUCUAGAGUCCUUUCGGGCUCCGUUCAUCUACUGCUCUCCCGCCACGCGCGAACUACUGCUGCGCAUUGAGAAGUAUCCACAUCGGAUGAACUUCCACAAAGGCAUUCUCGAAUCUCGUCGCCUGCACUAUAGACAUCUGGCCAAAUUACUGCGACCAAUUCCUCUCAAUACCCCAACAGAGAUUGAACUGACACCCCGACGCCGUAUUCGGGUCACAUUAUUUGAUGCUAAUCACUGCUCGGGGGCUGUGAUGUUCCUGAUCGAGGGAAAUGACAAAGCGAUCAUCUACUCCGGCGACAUUCGAGGCGAGCCCUUCGUUUCCAAAUCAACUGAAAAAUGGUGGGUUGAUGGCUUGAUCCGUAACCCUUUUCUGAUACCGUAUACGCUGGGUCGCAAACGGCUGGAUAAGCUGUAUCUUGACACCACAUUUGCUCAAAGAUCCAAUCCUUUCCGAGAAUUUCCAUCAAAAGCGGAAGGGCUUGCAGAACUCCUUCGCAAAGUCGAGGCCUACUCGGACGAUACUGUCUUCUAUUUCCGAGCAUGGACUUUCGGCUAUGAGGACGUCUGGUUGGCUCUUUCAGCGGCACUGGAGACAACGAUCCAUGUGGACCGUUAUCAGAUGGGACUUUAUCGAUCUCUUGCAAAUAUCUCUAGUAGCAAAGGUGUGAAUGAAGGCCCAGCUCUUUGUGGCUUUGACCUAGGCAACAAGGCUGUGUCAGGGUGUCUGAGCGAAAAAGAGUCCAGCAGAGUUCACAGCUGCGAGCCUGGUGUAUCAUGCCACGCGGCUCGCGGUUCGCAAACCGUUUACAUCACGCCCAUUGUCACUCGAACCCAGGACGGUGCCGAAAUGCCCGAACUUGGGGCCGGUGGUGGAUUUGGUGACCUUUAUCAGGUUCACGAGCUCGAGCUGCCAGACGAGUCUACGCUUGCUCAGUUGGAGAAAUUAUGUCUCCAGCAGAUCCACGAUAAGGAACGUUCAUCGCAGAUGCAAAAGGCACUCCUAGAGGCAUUCCGGUCAAGGAAGAAGGCGCUGUCACUUGAUGUUUAUGGUGUUAAAGAAGAAGGCGAAAUGUCUCUCGAGAAGCUUGUGGAUAUGCUCGGUCAGGGUGUGUCUGACCUAAACUCCAAGCAGGAUCUGCCAAACACUAUUCGGUUUCCCUAUUCCCGACACUCCUCCUAUUCCGAGCUAUGCGAGCUCGUGGCGGCGUUUCGCCCUAAAGAUAUACAUCCUUGUACAGUGGAUCCAUCCACUUGGAACGAGGACAUCUCCAUCUGUCGUCUUUUCGGUCACUUAUGUUCAGGAAGUCACUUUGCACACGACAACUUUAUGCGUCAAACUAUCGGCCAAAUUGAAGACGAAGAUAUUCAACGCUCUAAGAAGCGGGUUCGAUAUGAAGCAGACAUUCUAACUGAAUCCUCACAGUCCAGCAACAUGAUUGAAGACCAUGCGAGUACCGGCACCUCAGAACACCAAACCCACGUUGUUCUAGACGAUACUGUCGAGUAUCCAUUCAACACUAGCCAACCAACAACCACCUCACAACCCUCAUCAGACUACGAUCUAGAAAGAGCCAAACGUGCCGAAAUUCGAAAAGCACACCUCUACCUCAAAGAACAUGCCGAUCCAUCAAUUCUCGAUAUAGGUCCCCUCCCAUCCCCGUCGCCAGAAAUACAAACCAGAAUCCCAGCUUCAGGGCCAAGCCUUGACGAAUCCACCAUCUCCUCAGUCAGAGACAACGCCUCAUCGCUUCUUCCACACGAACCUUCUCAAGUAAAAGACAGCCAACACACAGAUCUACUCAGUCUCUCAAUCACCGAGUCAGAUCUCAACGGCUCGCCUCCCUCGGAGUCUAAGCAGGGUGAAGAAAGAACUCGAGAUCGUAUUGCGCGCAGGCGUUCUCGUGUUGCAGCGUACCUUGCUGCGAGAGACGAUAGUUGGGCUGAUAUUUCGCUGGUAUCGGCAGGGGAUAAUCAUGCCGAGGAGGAGAUGGAGUUGUAG
Penicillium maclennaniae is the source of this 2124-nucleotide messenger RNA. RefSeq lists its product as uncharacterized. Lineage: Eukaryota; Fungi; Ascomycota; Eurotiomycetes; Eurotiales; Aspergillaceae. Gene Ontology annotation, molecular function: damaged DNA binding; 5'-3' DNA exonuclease activity. Gene Ontology annotation, biological process: protection from non-homologous end joining at telomere; interstrand cross-link repair; double-strand break repair via nonhomologous end joining. The transcript has 8 exons. The record is from RefSeq and is a predicted model, not a curated record. Bases 1 to 2124 code for a protein of 707 amino acids.